Messenger RNA from Fusarium redolens, 1371 nucleotides. Its product is annotated as ketopantoate reductase PanE/ApbA C terminal-domain-containing protein. Gene Ontology annotation, cellular component: cytoplasm; mitochondrion. The record is from RefSeq and is a predicted model, not a curated record. Gene Ontology annotation, molecular function: 2-dehydropantoate 2-reductase activity; NADP binding. NCBI's taxonomy places the organism in Eukaryota, Fungi, Ascomycota, Sordariomycetes, Hypocreales, Nectriaceae. The coding region runs from base 1 to 1371 and encodes 456 amino acids. The transcript has a single exon.
AUGGCAUCCCAAGAACACCCAACCUGGUUGACGGCUCUCCUAGCCGACACAAGGCCGCCCCCAAAGUUAUUCGCUUGGUCUCCCGCCAAUAUCCAGCCAAAGCUUGACGAAGGCAUUGAUAUGGGAAGUUCCAACAGUGAUGAGGAAUACGACGAUGCUUCUUGCACCGGUCCUUCAUCAAACUCUGAUGAGCGCAUUUACAUCAUUGGUCCUGGAAAUAUUGGCCGACUGUACGCAACUCACAUGGCCCGCCAUCUCAAUGCACUUCCCAUCACUCUCGUCGUUCAUAGAAAGGAGCUUCUUUCGCAGUGGGCCGCUAGUGAAGGUGUUGGUCUUGCAGACCUAGCCAGCGGCAAGUUGUUCAUCAACAAGCGCUUCAACGUCGAAUGGUGGACAGAAACAAGACCUCACUACGGUCCUGUGAAAGAAGUCGCAGACGGAAAGAAACUUCACAACGUCUUCAUCUCCACAAAGGCAGAGGCUGGUUUAGCUGAAGCAGAUCGCGUUCGUCGAUACCUGGGGCAGUGCAGUUCUGUCGUCUUUGCACAAAACGGAGUCUGCAAGCUUUGGCCUCCCCAUGGUCCUUUAUACAUAUCUCAUCGAUACCCGAGCGGUAAUCCUCCAACCUUCUCCGCAUGUGUCGUGAGUCAUGGGGUUGCAUCGGCAGGUCCUUUCUUGAGCGUCCACUCGGCUCCAGCUGACGCAUACAUCGGGCCUGUGUUCUGGGCAUCGGACCCCAAAUCUCCGUGGAAGCAGCCCCUGGAUGACUUCUUCAUCCAGCAUAUUGCCACGACACCUCUUGUCAACACAAAGCAGGUGUCCUCUGGUGAGAUUUGGCUACUUCAGUUGGAGAAGUUGGUCAUGAAUGCCGCGAUCAACCCACUUACGGCUUUAUUGCGCUGCAAAACGGGAGAACUAUUUACAUCCUAUGACUUGGACGAUCCUUUGGCACGAGUCAUCGACAAACUACUAUGGCAAGCAAGUACCGUUAUCCAAGGUCUUAUUGAUCACGAUACGAGUCGCAGUGUUAUCACUUCCUACACUGAACAAAUCCUCCGACUUCCGCCAGGCAGCCACGACUUGCGGAGUAUUUCCAAGGUCCGAAAGAAGCUGUUGGAAAGGUUCUCACAGCCAAUUCUGAAGUCGAAGCUGUAUACGUUUGGUCUCAAGAUCUUUGAACAUCGUAGCUCUAUGCUUCAGGAUGUAGAGGCUGGAAGGAAGACUGAGAUACGAGACUUCAAUGGCUGGAUUGUAGACAUGGCUUGUUUCUUGGGUACAGAUUUAGAUGUUAGUGUACAUGAGGGCUUGAUUGGCCUUAUUGAGCGCCGUGAAAGCUUGGACAAGGUGCAGCUGGGUAGAGUAUUAUUGUAA